CCGGCCACCUGCUGAGUGCUCAUCAGUGAUGCAGCUGCAGGGCCAAUCUACCGUUCCAUCAGGGGGCCAGGAUGAAGAGCAGCGGCAGUGUGCAGAAGAGGCUCCAGCGGCAAAGCAAUGUCAAAGCAAAAAGAAAGUGACUGAAGAGGCGUGGAUGCGAGAAUGUGCACCCUUAAUGGAUUGUUCGCCGUACACGAAGAGAAAACCAGAGACCAUUGUUACGAAGGAACAUCACGGGGAGCAGUGUCACAAUCAAGCCGAACCGACCUCGAUUGCAGAAGCCCUGUCUCUGUUAGCAGCUCGAAUGCAAACCAACCAAGACACAAGUAGCUCUGACGACGAAUGCUUUUGGGAUGAUGAUGACGACCUUUCGGACGACGAACCCACAGUCAUCAUACGACUCAAUCCAAGUCCGGAGGAGGAGAAGAAACAGACAAGUUUGCAGAAUCAGCGGCAGCAGCAAGCACCAACUGUGACCUCUGAAGCGUCGACGCAGGUGAACUUGUCAGCACAGCCGACUGAAGCGAACCUGUAUGUCAGCCAAUGUGCGACACAAAGCUUCCAGGAGACUGAGACCGCGGUGGAGGUGUACGGCGGCCAGGAGUACAGCAGCUCGGAAGCGACCGCUAGCAGUUCGACUGUUGAAAUGGUUCCUGUGGUGUCGUACCUGUGCUUUCCUGUGCUCACGUACCAGCCCUGCACCGUAGACACCUCCUCGGCGACCGACUUGCCGAUUGAGUCUUCACAACCGUACGACGUGUUGACAGCGACACAGGACUUGUCGCUCAUGUACCAGCCCUGCACCGUAGAAACCUUCUCGGCGACCGACUUGCCGAUUGAGUCAUCACAACCGUACGACGCGUUGACAGCGACGCAGGACUUGUCAAAAGAGGACCGCUGGCAAGUGGGUUUCCCGGCUCGGCACUUAGAGGCCACGCAGACCCGCUUCGUCCCGGCAACAACAGAGUGGCCUGGUGUGCAAGAUUUGAAACCAGACUGCAUUCGAACACCGGAUACUGAAUCGGAGGACAACAGCUCUGGCGGGAUGGCCGUUGCUAAAGUACCGCAUACAGAGGAAAAACACCUGAAUAAUGGUAUUGAUGAGGUGACCAGAUGA
Rhipicephalus microplus (southern cattle tick) is the source of this 1117-nucleotide messenger RNA. RefSeq lists its product as uncharacterized. NCBI's taxonomy places the organism in Eukaryota, Metazoa, Arthropoda, Arachnida, Ixodida, Ixodidae. The record is from RefSeq and is a predicted model, not a curated record.